Messenger RNA from Andrographis paniculata, 831 nucleotides. RefSeq names its product protein SPIRAL1-like 1. Gene Ontology annotation, biological process: cortical microtubule organization. The transcript is spliced from 3 exons. The record is from RefSeq and is a predicted model, not a curated record. Bases 155 to 514 code for a protein of 119 amino acids. NCBI's taxonomy places the organism in Eukaryota, Viridiplantae, Streptophyta, Magnoliopsida, Lamiales, Acanthaceae. Gene Ontology annotation, cellular component: cortical microtubule, transverse to long axis.
CUGGAGCUGUGAGUUCACGCUAAAAUAAUUAAUUGCUGUUAUUCCCAUGGCUCUGGUUCUGUCUCUGUCUAUGUCUCUGUUCUAAAUACUGAGCUUUAUUAUCUAUUUCCUCCGCUAGAUCUCGUCUCGAAGCUGCAAAAAGAAAUUGAGAGAUAUGGGUCGCGGAGUUAGCUGUGGCGGAGGACAAAGCUCAUUGGGCUACUUGUUUGGGAGCAACGAGGCUCCAAAACCCGUAAAAGAGGUUUCUGAAGCUGCUCCAAGUGAAAGUAAGGUUGUGAGUAAAGAACCUAAGGCUAAUGCUGCUCCUCAGCCUCAGCCUCAGCCUCAGCCUCAGCCUGUAGACAUCAGCAAGCAGAUUCCUGCAGGAAUUCAAAGUACCACUACAAACAAUUACUUUAGAGCAGAUGGUCAAAAUACUUGCAAUUUCAUCACGGAUCGUCCAUCGACGAAGGUCCAUGCUGCUCCAGGAGGAGGUUCUUCCUUGGGGUACCUGUUUGGGGGUGGCAACAACUAAUGGCAACCAACUUCAAGGCCUUCCGUGAAAUAUAUAUAUAUUGGUAAAUGAGAUUGUGUUUUCACCUAAAUUAUUACUAAAUUUUAAUUGUCAAUUCUGGCACAUAUAUAUAUAUAUAUUUAUUUAUUUAUGUGGGUUGAUCAUUUCUUCAUUAUGGUUUUCAUGUUGAAUUAUUUAUGUGGUGUGUCGAAGAACGCCUCAGAUGUGUGGAUUCUAAUUAUAAAGCAUCCCUCUAAAGGGUCAGCCGCCUGUAACUCAAUUUUAAGUUACUUUCUCUGUUGUUAUUUGCUAUACCUUGACAUUGAUGUUUGUUGUUA